Molecule: messenger RNA, 1241 nt
Organism: Dothidotthia symphoricarpi CBS 119687
Lineage: Eukaryota; Fungi; Ascomycota; Dothideomycetes; Pleosporales; Dothidotthiaceae
Exons: 4
Coding region: 41-1201 (386 amino acids)
Source: RefSeq, a predicted model, not a curated record
UCCCACUUUCCCUCGUACACAUCGCUAUCCCCUUACAGCAAUGGCAGUGAGCCCUCUCGAGGCGGCUCUCAUCGAGACAUGGACCCUAUAUGCCUUCGGCACCAUUAUAUUCAUGCUGAGAAUCUUUGUACGGACAAGAAUGGUGGGAAUAGCUGGGUUUCGCGUAGAUGACUACACAAUCUUCUUCGCAUGGAUUUGCUAUACUGGCAUGACAGUAGCAGCUCACUUCGUUGGAGGUACUGGUGACACAUCACACCUUACGAUGGAGCAGCGUCUUUCGUUCACCCCGGAGCAAGCAGCUUCGCGCCAGGCAGGCACGAAAUGGUUCAUGGUUGGGUGGUACACCUACAUCGGUCUCAUUUGGACCUUGAAGCUGAACAUGCUGUUCUUCUACAAACAAGUUGUUGGUAUCGUGUGGGUCAAAAAGUUGAUCAUGCCGGCGAUGUCAUUCGUUGCCGUGACUGGUGUCUCGAUCUGGAUUCUAUUCGCGACCGCGUGUCGCCCAUUUCACAAGCUUUGGCAGAUACUUCCGGAUCCAGGAGAGCAUUGCAUACCGCAAAGUCCAGUUUUCCUUCUCACCAUCCUUGUGUUGAACCUUUUGACAGAUGUCUGCAUCAUUCUCAUUCCGAUCCCCAUCAUCAUUCCCUUGAAGAUCUCAUGGGGUCGUAAGCUUGGUCUACUGUUCCUGUUCUGCGCGGGUAUCUUCAUCAUGAUCGCUGCGAUACUACGAGUAUACUUUGUCCUCGCACUUGAAAAGGGAGAAACAGCCGCUAUCUGGUCCUGUCGUGAGGACAUUGUCGCAAUCACCAUCGGUCAGGCUACUAUGAUUAGGCCCAUCUUUACCCGCAGAUUCUGGACCAACAAGCCUGGACAUUCGUCUGGGUACUCAUCGAAUAAACCUUCUCACCCAUAUGAGUCACACGAGCUCUCUCAUCAAAGCAACUCUCUUGCCUCUCGGCUGGGGCUCAGCAAGACGAAAGACACGUACGGUGUGAGUAUUCUCCGGACCAAGGGGAACGACAGCGACGAGGACAUCAUGAUGAUGGACGGCGAAGCAGGUUGUGGGAUUCACAGAGAACCGAGCCUGUCGAGCGAUCAGAGUCAUCGACGGUCACGGAAAGAAAUCACUGUUAAAACAGAUGUUGAAGUUUCGACAGACAGUAGCGCGAGGGGGUUUGACCGAAGUUGGAACGUUGUAUAGUUGAUGAAGAUAGUUCUAAGUCGUACAUGGAACAAACAAC